AAUGCGUAUCACGUGAGUUCGAGAAAAAGUCAGGAAGCAGACAAUCACAAACAAUUUCUUGCAAAAUAUCAAAUGUAUUAACUGCAGUUAACGCGAUUUAGGCUUUUGUUAUCAUGGAGUCGACCCUCGAGCUACAUCUUGAUGAUACCAUGAAAAAUCCAGCCAUUAUCGGAGUUCUCUGCACCGACCAACAGGGACAUAUUCUAGGCUGUCGUGGCUCUCUGUCUGAUGAGCAUGGUGGAGUGGUGUCUGUACUGGCCAGACAGGUAGCCUCUCUCACCAAAGACCCUACAGACAUCCCCACAGUGUGUCUGGAGUCAGAUUCAGGGAAUAUUCUAGUGAGAGCACAUGGAACUGUCACAGUAGCUGUUCAUAAGAUGUCGUCAUGAAGUCGGCUGAUGAAGAUGGAGGAGUCUGUUUCUGUUUGUAAAGCUGUUUGUUCACUAACGCUAAAUAAUCCCACACAAUACUGCCCUACCAAGCAAAAAGGCAGUAACUGCUUGGAACUGAGAAAAAUUGCUUUUAUUUACCUUGGUUUUUGCAGUUACUGCAAACAUAACCCCCAUUUCCUCCAACACACAAUACAAUGGAGGCAGGAUACUUGUCUACAUGAUUAAGCAUGUACUUAAUGUAGCAAAAAUUACAUCAACUCAUUUUUGACCAAAUGAGCAGUUACUGCCGUUUUGCUUGUGAGGGCAGAAUACAUUAUCUGGAUCUAGGAGGUCACAUGCAGGUGUUAGAAGAUUCCAUUUCUUCAACUGUCUGUUUGGCCACGAGUCAUAUUUAAAAGUCGACUCCAUACUAUUUGAGUUAUGUUUUGUGUAAGUUAAUAGGUCUGAUUAGUUUUUGUAUCAAUAUUUGUUGACCUGGCAAUUACUUUUGGGACAUUUUUAAUCUGCAAUCAUGUCUGAUUUCAAAUUCCUGUAGAGAUAUUGUAUUCAUAUUAAAAGCAAUGUAACAUCAA
Molecule: messenger RNA, 964 nt
Organism: Oncorhynchus masou masou (cherry salmon)
Lineage: Eukaryota; Metazoa; Chordata; Actinopteri; Salmoniformes; Salmonidae
Product: ragulator complex protein LAMTOR5-like
Exons: 4
Coding region: 114-389 (91 amino acids)
Biological process (GO): cellular response to amino acid stimulus; positive regulation of TORC1 signaling
Cellular component (GO): cytoplasm; Ragulator complex; lysosome
Molecular function (GO): guanyl-nucleotide exchange factor activity
Source: RefSeq, a predicted model, not a curated record